Pisolithus orientalis is the source of this 372-nucleotide messenger RNA. RefSeq lists its product as uncharacterized. Lineage: Eukaryota; Fungi; Basidiomycota; Agaricomycetes; Boletales; Pisolithaceae. The transcript has 5 exons. Bases 1 to 372 code for a protein of 123 amino acids. The record is from RefSeq and is a predicted model, not a curated record.
AUGUUGAGCUCGCUCGAGAAACAGAAGAGGUUCCUUUCUUUCCCAAAGUUUGCAGUGGUCGGGGCGUCCACUGACCAAUCCAAAUGGGGGACAAAGAUUCUGCGAUGGUAUGUCAUACGCAACAGGCCAGUUACGCCAGUGCAUCCAAAAGUCGAUGAAUUGGAGGGCAUCAAGACAGUCCGGAGUAUUGUAGACUUACCAUCACCUACCGAGACGGCUCUCAGUAUCAUUACACCACCCAAGCUAAGGAAGCUAUCGAUCCCUGCCAUCUGGAUCCAACCCGGCGCUUCUGACGCUGCGUGUGCCGACUUUAUUAAUGAGAACGGGUUGAAUCGAUCAGAUGGGGACGGUGUGGUUCAAGCCAUGCUUUGA